This is a messenger RNA of Carassius gibelio (silver crucian carp), 849 nucleotides long. It is a transcript of the gene hcrt, whose product is annotated as hypocretin (orexin) neuropeptide precursor. The transcript has 2 exons. The record is from RefSeq and is a predicted model, not a curated record. Bases 168 to 710 code for a protein of 180 amino acids. Gene Ontology annotation, biological process: neuropeptide signaling pathway; feeding behavior. NCBI's taxonomy places the organism in Eukaryota, Metazoa, Chordata, Actinopteri, Cypriniformes, Cyprinidae.
UGUCUGCUGCUCCACAAUAAUCCUAAAGAGCUCUUCAUACAAUUACUUGGAUACAGGCAGACACUAAUGACAAAGAUGCUAACAACCCUAACAGCUUCAAAUGAGAAACAUGGCAUUGAGGAUAUGAAGGUGGUAAUAUCAGCUGGUUUUCUUUGUCAGUCUAAUUUAUGUCUAUAAUUAACCUCAGAGGAUGGAGGGGUGGGUGGCACAUCUGUAUAAAAACACACAUCCCGUAUCAGAGAGUAAAGGGACCAUCGACAUUGAAGUCCAUCAGAUACAUGGCAUUUGUCCACAACAAGACCGGGGCAGCAUCCAGAAGCAUGGACUGCACAGCCAAGAGAGUUCAGCUGCUCCUCUUCAUGGCGCUGCUGGCGCACCUGGCGCGGGACGCGGAGGGCGUGGCCACCUGCUGCUCGAGCGCGUCAAGGUCCUGCAAAUUAUACGAGAUUCUGUGCCGCGCGGGACGCCGAAACGACACGUCCAUCGCCAGGCAUAUCGGCCGCUUUAAUAACGACGCGGCAGUCGGGAUCCUAACGCUUGGCAAGCGUAAAGUGGGCGAGAGACGCGUCCAGGACCGGCUGCAGCAGCUGCUGCACGGUUCGCGGAAUCAGGCCGCGGGAAUCCUGACGGUGGGAAAGAGACUCGAGGACCCGCUGCAGGAUCUGAUGCCCAGGCCACCGGAGGAUCUGGACGCUUAUGAAACACGAUGACACGUGUUGCUUUUUAAAACCACUGCAGAGCUGCUCAUUGUUGACGUUAAUUUGUAGUCCACUACAGAAAGCUAAUUCUUAAUGGGAUUUUGAAAUAACGUUUUUGAUUUGAUUACGAAAAAAUUGUUUAUGAUUAUGA